GUCCAACGAAAUUAGUUUUAAAUCAAACAGUGCAAAGCAAACAUUUAAAAAAAUGAAACAAUUUAGCGGUAAAUUAGUGCUUCUAUUCGUGGCGCUGCUGGGCGUAAGUCAAGCCACAGCGAUCAGCGUGGAUAACGAAUUCUCCUUCGGUUGGCCGGGUAGUCUCAGUGACAACACCGACUACUAUGUGAGCAGCAAGGAGGUUUCCUGGUUCGAAGCAAACUAUUAUUGCUACUCGCAAGGCUGGGAAUUGGUGGCACCCGAAAAUUUCGACGUACAAACACUACUCAAGGGCUUCCGUCAAUUGUAUGAGGUGACCGGCACCGCAUACUGGUCUGCUGGCAAUCGUCUUUAUAACAACAACUGGGUUUGGGGACUUGGUGGCGAAAGUUUCGCUACAUCUAACUGGGCUACCAACGAACCGAAUGGUAAUUACAGCGAGAAGUGUUUGUUGAUUGGCCAAACUGUGCAAUCUUUGUGGGCCGAUGCUGACUGUGCCGCCAAAAACAAGUUUAUCUGUCAGAAGACCAAGGCCAAGGUAGCCAAAGCGGCAAAGAAGUGCAAGGAUAGUCUUUUCUAAGCGAUGUGAAGAUUCAGGAAGGUGUUUCACUAAAUGUUAUGGGUUUUAUUGAAAGGUGAUGAAUAUUUUAGCACGCAGUAUACGUUUUUGUAAAAGUUAUUAUCGAAGGUUUUAUAAAGUAAAAUGUUAAAUAUCGAACUUUUCGAAAUUGUAUAAAAAAUUAAUCAAAUAAAUUGUUGAAUUCAGAAA
Zeugodacus cucurbitae (melon fly) is the source of this 769-nucleotide messenger RNA. RefSeq names its product C-type lectin domain family 3 member A. Lineage: Eukaryota; Metazoa; Arthropoda; Insecta; Diptera; Tephritidae. The coding region runs from base 53 to 580 and encodes 175 amino acids. The transcript is spliced from 3 exons. The record is from RefSeq and is a predicted model, not a curated record.